GGAAAAUAUGGAGGAUUCCAACUACACGAAGUCAACUGGGCACCAUAUGAUUCUCCGCUGGGUGAACAAUAAGCUUUUUACAACGAAGAAACUCUUCAUGGUCGAUGUGGAUCCAGAAGAUACCUUUUACCCUAGAAAAAGUUACAUUUGCCAAUUUCCCAGAGCUAGUGAAUGUCACAUACAUAGCGUAGAGGAACAACACGCCCGCGAGCUCAUCGCCGGGAAGGACGAACCAUACAUCAUGGGGUACUUUGAAAGCCGUGAACUUGAUGUAGUUAGCAACAUCUUGCAAUUCAACUACACAGAUGCAUUAAAAUUCUGUCAGGACAGAGAUAUGAAUUUGCUGGACAUGAGGAUAACGGCAGCUAAUGCAGAGGAGUUGUUCGAACAAUUCAAUAACUUUGGAGGUAAUUUCGAUAUAAUUUGUAAUGUUGAACCCAGACUGAAUUUUUGUUACCUUUUACAGGUGGGAUGUCAGGAUUUUGGAUAGAUUCUAAUGAUUUGUUUCGCCAUGACCCAGAUUUUGUGUGGCCAUCUCCACAAUAUUUGUCUCAAUUUCCUCGCACUCCUCACCACCACCAUCACAAUCUCUCUGUCUCACCACCACUUACGUAUUUUUAUCCACUCCAACACUUUGAGACGGACAUACUCCACAAAUUAUUGUUAUUCCUCCCCACAAUUCCCACCGGAACUCGGACCACUUUCCAAACAUGGGACGACACCCUUACUCACUCCCUCGAGACCGUCGUGUUGUUCUUAUUUUGACACCCAAUUUCCGCCGUGAUUUUCUAUUUU
Molecule: messenger RNA, 795 nt
Organism: Folsomia candida
Lineage: Eukaryota; Metazoa; Arthropoda; Collembola; Entomobryomorpha; Isotomidae
Exons: 3
Coding region: 8-490 (160 amino acids)
Source: RefSeq, a predicted model, not a curated record